Molecule: messenger RNA, 1137 nt
Organism: Triticum turgidum subsp. durum (durum wheat)
Lineage: Eukaryota; Viridiplantae; Streptophyta; Magnoliopsida; Poales; Poaceae
Source: the annotation of a GenBank genome assembly
AUGCCCCUCACAUUUACCUUUGCCAGGUCCUCCCCCUUCCUACCCAUCUUCUUGUUCGUUUCCUUUACCGGCAAUGCCGCUGCGCCACCAGCAACUGGGAAAGCCUCUGCACCUUGUGUCUACGCCGGCGACCCCGCCCAGCCUCUGCAACUGCGUCCUGCCUGGCUUGGUCGCUUGGAUCUGGAGAGCCCGUGGGAAUUGCUUCUGGCUGAGAAGGGACUCCACCCUAGCCUGACCAGCGAAGGCCGCUGCCUCUGCGAAGACUCAGCCCUCAAAAUAUCCAUCCCACCGCCGUCGGGCACCAGAUCUGCUGCGCACAUGGCCGCUACCGCUGCAACAUCUUGCACUAGCCGAUCUUUUGAAUCCACGUGCCAUAGCGUUGGCAGGAUGAAUCCAGUCCACAUUGCAGAGCUCCUGCCACCACAGCCAUCCGCACCGAGCGCCUACGUCCAUGCGCGGACCACCUGCAGAGCAGAGUUGAGCGUGUGGGAGUCGAAGGAGAUCGAGAUGGCAACUGCAUAUGCUCCUCCGAUGGCGAGCCAGGUGAUGAAGAGCGGCUUGGUGAGCUCCAAGCCGCGGGGGCUGUCCGGCGCCUCACUCACCAGGAGGCCCCGCUUCGUCGUCAAGGCCGUCAAGUCUGACAAGGGGACGUACCAGGUGGUCCAGCCCAUCAACGGCGACCCGUUCAUCGGCAGCCUGGAGACGCCCGUCACCUCCAGCCCCCUCGUCGCGUGGUACCUCUCCAACCUCCCCGCGUACCGCACCGCCGUCAGCCCGCUCCUCCGCGGCAUCGAGGUCGGCCUCGCCCACGGCUAUCUCCUCGUCGGCCCCUUCGCGCUCACCGGCCCGCUCCGCAACACGCCAAUUCACGGCCAGGCGGGAACCCUCGGCGCCAUCGGCCUCGUCUCCAUCCUCAGCGUCUGCCUCACCAUGUACGGCGUCGCCUCCUUCAACGAGGGCGCGCCCUCCACCGCGCCCGCGCUCACGCUCACCGGCCGCAAGAAGGAGGCCGACAAGCUGCAGACUGCGGAAGGCUGGUCGCAGUUCACCGGAGGCUUCUUCUUCGGCGGUGUCUCGGGCGCCAUCUGGGCCUACUUCCUCCUCUACGUGCUCGACCUCCCAUACUUCUUCAAGUAG